Molecule: messenger RNA, 3573 nt
Organism: Myripristis murdjan (pinecone soldierfish)
Lineage: Eukaryota; Metazoa; Chordata; Actinopteri; Holocentriformes; Holocentridae
Gene: grip2b
Product: glutamate receptor interacting protein 2b
Exons: 25
Coding region: 1-3573 (1190 amino acids)
Biological process (GO): neurotransmitter receptor transport, endosome to postsynaptic membrane
Molecular function (GO): protein binding
Source: RefSeq, a predicted model, not a curated record
AUGGACAAAGUGGAGCGAGUGAUGAAGAUGGUGAAGAGGAUGUCGCCGAGGAAGAAGAGGAGAGGAGGAGGAGGAGGAGGAGGAAGAGCACCGGGAGAGAUAGAGAGCCCGGACACCCUGUGUGAUGAGCUCUGCCGCUUCAGCCUCUGCAUCAGUGAUGAUGGACCAUAUGGAAAGACAAAGGACAUCUCUGGACCAGAGCAUCCUCUGGCGUCUAGAAGACACAGUAUACCAGAAGCUCUGCGGGGGGUGACCAUGGUGGAGCUGGUGAAGAAGGAAGGCAGUACGCUGGGCCUCACCAUCUCAGGAGGGACAGACAAGGACGGAAAACCACGAGUAUCGAACCUACGGCCCGGAGGGCUGGCGGCUAGGAGUGACCAGCUAAAUGUUGGUGACUACAUCAAGUCAGUGAACGGCAUCAAUUUGACCAAGCUACGCCACGAAGAGAUCAUCAGUUUACUGAAGAACGUAGGAGAGAGAGUUCUACUGGAGGUGGAGUAUGAACUGCCACCUACAGCUCCAGACAGCACCUCAGGGGUUAUAUCAAAGACAAUCGACAUGUGUUUGCACAAAGAGGGGAGCAGCUUCGGCUUCGUCAUGCGAGGCGGUACCCAUGAGGACUGGCACAAGUCACGCCCCCUAGUGGUCACAUAUGUGAGGCCAGGAGGUCCUGCAGACAGGGAGGGUACGCUGCGUCCUGGUGAUCGUUUGCUCAGUGUGGAUGGUGUGCCGCUACACAGCGCCAACCACAGCGAUGCCCUCAGUGUGUUGGCUCAGUGUGGCCAGGAGGCCCUGUUCCAGAUAGAGUACGAUGUCGCUAUAAUGGAUACAGUGACGAAUGCAUCCGGCCCGCUGUUGGUGGAAAUUGCCAAAUCACCAGGGGCAACGCUGGGAAUCACACUGACAUCAGCCAGUCACAGGAACAAGCAGGUCAUCGUCAUUGACCGGGUUAAACCAGCCAGCGUGGUAGACAGAUGUGGAGCGUUGCAUGCUGGAGAUCACCUGCUGUCCAUAGACGGGACGUCGACGGAGCACUGCACAGUUCUGGAGGCAACACAGCUAUUAGCCAGCACCACGGAACUGGUUAAGCUGGAAAUACUCCCCUCCCAUCACACAAGGCUAACUGGGAAACAACACGACACAGUGAAGGUUCAGAAGUCUGACCACCCCCACUCUUGGGACCCAUGUGUAAAUUACUGUCAUGCCCCCAACUCCACCCUCAUCAACACAAGCUCCACCCUCAACAAGUCCUGGACCGCCUCCAACAACAACACCAUCAACAGCCUGGACUACUGCAAAUCUCUGGUGUCAACCAGCUUCUCCCCGGGCUCUACGACCACAUCAGGUCCCAGCAGCCAGAGCUCUAGCACCCUUCCCAGGACUACAGUUCCCAUGAGCCCCCGCAACUCUCUACUCAAACGGCGGCAGAGGAAGAAAGAGCACAAGAGCUCUUUGUCCUUGGCGUCCAGUUCGGUGGGUCCAGGUGGUCAAGUGGUUCAUGUAGAGACCAGCGAGGUUGUCCUGAGAGGUGACCCACUCAACGGCUUCGGUGUGCAGCUGCAAGGGGGAAUAUUUGCUACCGAAACACUGUCCGCCCCCCCACUCAUCCGAUUCAUAGAACCUGAUAGCUCUGCGGAGAGGUGUGGCCUGCUGCAGGUGGGGGACCGCCUCCUGUCCAUCAAUGGAAUCCCCACAGAGGACGGGACGCUGGAGGAAGCCAAUCAGCUUCUCCGAGAUGCAGCGUUGACCAAUAAGGUCACACUGGAGAUAGAGUUUGAUGUAGCAGAGUCAGUUGUGCCUAGCAGCGGUACUUUCCAUGUCAAACUGCCCAAGAAGAGAGGAGUGGAACUGGGCCUCACUAUCAGUGCUAGUAAGAAACCAGGAGAGCCCCUCAUCAUCUCUGACAUCAAGAAGGCCAGCAUGGCUCACAGAACGGGUACAUUGGAGCCUGGUGACAAGUUGUUGGCCAUCGACAACAUCAGACUGGAGAACUGCUCCAAAGAUGAUGCAGAGCAGAUCCUACAGCAGUGUGAGGAACUUGUCAAACUAAAGAUUCGGAAAGACGAGGACAACUCUGAUGAGCAGGAGACAUCGGGCAGCAUUAUCUACACGGUGGAGCUGAAGCGGUAUGGAGGUCCUCUGGGUAUCACAAUCUCAGGCACUGAGGAGCCUUUUGACCCCAUCACUAUAUCUGGCCUCACCAAGAGAGGCCUGGCCGAGAGGACAGGGGCUAUUCACGUAGGAGAUCGAAUCCUGGCUAUCAACAGCGUGAGCCUUAAGGGCAAACCGCUGAGUGAAGCCAUCCACCUGCUACAGAUGGCUGGAGAGACAGUCACUCUCAAGAUAAAAAAACAGUUAGACAAUAUAGAGGAGAGGAAGGCCGUAGAGAUAGAGGAUACAACAGAGAACGAGCUCAGCGAUCCAGAAGAGGACGAUUUGACGGACAGCCAGCAGACCAAUAAGCUAUCAGAGCUGUACUCCACGACCAUCCCCAGUGUGGACUCUGCCAUGGAGUCAUGGGACGGCUCAGGGCUGGACGCUGGCUACGGAAGCCAGGGAACUUACAGUCACCAUGCAGCUGGUAUCGCCCUCCACCCCCACGAGUGGCGUAGUGCCAAGCAGCAGCGCAGUGCCACCCCCCCUCCUGGACGCCGGAAGAACUAUCCCUUCAGUGACGGAGGCUUCAGUGAGGACGACUGGGACAAACCGCCAGGGUUUGGUGGUCAACAUCCCGACGGCGUUCUGUUGGAUCCAGAUGACAGUUUCUGGUGUCAGGCCCUUGAGGACCUGGAGACCUGUGGCCAAUCAGAACUGCUCAGAGAGAUAGAGGCGUCCAUUAUGACAGGUACAGCUAUCAGUCUGGGUGUAGACGGAGUCAGCAAACCUCCUGCUGAGCCCAUACUGAGCCACGGCAGGAUGAGCCCACUACGGAGGAACUCUCUCCUGCACCAGGGGAACCUUCUCCACCAGGGGAACCUCCUGCAGGGAACCCACCUCCACCAGGGGGCCCAUCUGCACGAGGAAGCCCAUUUGCACCAGGAGGCUCACCUGCACCAGGAGGCCCACCUGCACCAGGAGGACCACCUGCACCAGGAGGCUCACCUGCACCAGGGGGCCCACCUCCGCCAGGAGACCCAGUCCCCUCUCCUGCACCAGGAGCCCAAACCUAAAGCCUCAUUGAGAGUAUCUGAGAGAACGUGGGAGUCUCGCCGAAUCAAGGAGGAGAUGCAGGAGAUUCUGUCCCCUACACCUUUGGAGCUGCACAAGGUAACAGUAAUCAAGGACCCAGAGAGUGAUGACUUUGGCUUCAGUGUGUCGGACGGCUUCCUGGAGAAAGGAGUUUAUGUCAACAUGAUCCGAACCGAUGGACCAGCCGACCGAGCCGGGCUCAAACCCUACGACCGGAUCCUGCAGGUGAACCAUGUGAGGACGAGGGACUUUGACUGCUGCCUGGCGGUGCCUCUGAUCACAGAGGCUGGCGACAGACUGGAGCUGGUCAUCAGCCGCAACCCACUGGCCAACACUGAUACAGAGGACAAUAACAACACUAUAGAACACCAGUUAGACCUGUAA